This is a messenger RNA of Ectocarpus siliculosus, 2997 nucleotides long. The record is from the annotation of a GenBank genome assembly. NCBI's taxonomy places the organism in Eukaryota, Phaeophyceae, Ectocarpales, Ectocarpaceae.
AUGUCACUUCCGAAGGAGCUGGUGGGGCGAGAUGGAAAGACAAUCUGGGAUCGCAAGAGCAACGCUCUUCCCGACCCCGGCGCGCUCGUACGGGAGAUUCGGUCGCCGGAUGGAGUGACAGAUCUGACCCUGCUGCGGCAGUGCGUGAUGGUGGUGCUGGCGCAUGCUCACCCGAGCUCGCUCCCGACGUGGUGCAGCUGGCUGUGCUGCCUCGGCGAGCCCGAGACUACGCUGCGAAGUCUCAGGGAGAUGAGUGGGGGCAGCAGGGUCUGCGGGUACGUGUUCAAGCGCGGCGACAUCGCGUGGAACUGCCGCAAGUGCCAGGUGGACAGCACGUGCGUGCAGUGCGACGCCUGCUUCCGCCGCUCGGACCACACGGGGCACCCGGUGUACUUUCACCGGACGGCGCCGGGCGGCUGCUGCGAUUGCGGCGACGAGGAGGCCUGGGCGGAGGAAGGGUGCUGCAGCCGCCAUCGCCCGCGGAGAGGAGACCAGGGUGGUGGCGGAGCCGGCGAUCCCCUCGCCGCACUGCCGACGGACUUUCAGGCGGUGGCCCGUAUCGUCGUGAGGGGUGUGGUCCUCUUCCUGGCCGGCGUCUGCUGGAGUUCCCUCGACACCUACGACCCGGCUUCCCAGGAACCGACAACCCCCGCCCCCGGAGCCUCCGACAGCGGCAGCGGCGGGACUCGGCGUAGGAGCGGGCCUUCCUUGUCCUCUUCCGCGGAUAACACCUCUUCCGCCGCCGCCGCCGCCGCCGUCGGAGGAGGAGGAGGAGGAGGAGGAGGAGGGAGCAUGUUUUUCGGAAAUAGCGGUGGCGCCGGUGGCGGUGGUGGGGCCGGGCGGGCGGAGGAGAUGGUGAUAGUGCGGGUUCACAACGACGAUGUGCACACUUUCGAGUACGUGAUCGGGACGUUUACGGACCUCGGCAUCUCGUACCACAACGCGGCGGCGCUCACGCAGGAGGUGGACGACAACGGCAUGGCCAAUGUCCUCCGGGCGUCGCGGCCGCGGGCGCUCCGGACCCUACGUUUCCUGCGCGAGCGCCAACUGUUGCCUUCUAUUUGUGACUCCGCCCACGUGGAGAUGGAGAACCGCGGCCUGGCGCUCCUGUCGUGGCUGGGUCUGCUGUGCUCCCAGACCGACGGCCUGCGCCGUGUCGUGGCGCAAGAGCUCGUCGCCGCCUCUCGCGCCCCCCCGCCCCCUAGCGACACCACCGCCUCCGCCGGCGCAACGCCGGCAAAAGGAGAAGAGGAGGAGGGAUCGGCGGCGGCAGCGGGACGGCAAGGAGGAGGGGCUGCGGUUGAGGGGCCUGCUGGCGCUGCGGCCGGCGGGGGCAGCACUUGGGCAGAUGGAGGAGGAGGAGGAGGGGGAGGAGGAGGAGGAGGGGCUGGAAGUCCUUCGCUUUCUGGAUCAACUUCUUCCCAGUCUCUGCCGGAGAACAACCAGCAGCAGGAGUCGAGGGCGCCGCCGCCGCGGCACAGCAGCAUGUUCGGCCUGAGCACCAACCUGGGGUACCUGUGGGUCAGCCACACGAGGGCGGGCGGGAGCAAGGCGGUGCCCUACCGGGUGGCCCGGGACUCCCCGCUGGGGGUGCUGGUGGCGUCGGACCCCAUGCUCGCGAAGCCCCUGAGGCUCUCCCUGCACGGCCUGCUGAUGAGGCUGCUCGUGGAUCAGGAGUUCAAGAGGGACUUCGCGCUGGCGUUCGCGCGGCUGUACGAGUACCUGAAUUCCCUCUACUGCAAGGGCGUGGGGGUGUCGGACGAGAGCAUCUUCGGCUUCAGCGUCCAGACCUUCACCACGCCGAGCCUGGUCCGUCUCCUGGCCGACGCCUCGGCGGAGACCCCCAGCGCGAUUCUCCCCAACCCAGACCAUGGAGUUCCAAAAGUGUGGCGCUUUUCCGAAACCCCGGGGCUGCUGGCCUUGCUCGCGAAGGCGCUGGUCAGGACCAUGUGGGACGCGGGGUGCCGCGGCUGCGGGCGCGAGGGGGGGAGGGAGGCGGUCAUCGCGGCCCAGCAGCCGGGCCCCCGGGGGGCGGCCCGCGGCGAGAACGCCUUCCUUGAGCACGACAUUACCAACCACCGGAGAUUCGUGCACGUGUUCAGGGACCUGGAGUACGCUCUGCAGAACGUCCGGUGGAUCGGGUCGCACAUCGAGUACGAGUCCCGGAGGUUCUACGGGGCGUUCGGCCUGUCCUUCUCCCUGGCCAGCGUCACCGACGCCCUCGUCGACCGCGCCCUCCGCAAGGCCUCCCCGAACAACGCCGCCACCGCCGCCGCCGCCGCCGCGGCCGCCGGUACUACUACUAUUACUACUGAGAUGGCUGAUGGGGGGGCAGCAGCGCAGGGAGGGGGCUCUUCUGCUGCCCCUUCUUCUUUGUCUUGGGCUCCUACAUCUGAUGAUGGUGGGUCUACUUUUUCUUCGCGAAAACAGCUGUCGUCGUCGCUGGUGGGAGGGGGUUCCGGGGAAUGGGCGGAGGAGAGCAGGAGGGUGGAGGCCGGGGAGGUGCUCUCGAGGCGGGGGCUCGCGGCGCUCAAGACGUGGGUUGAUUCCCGCAAUAACACCGAGGUGUACAAGACCACCCCUGUGUCCGGCGGUCGGUUGUCGCGGGCCUUCCCGGAUCUUCGGGAGAGGGUGGAUUUCCAGGUGCAUGGAGAGGCGGUGUCACUUCAUCUGCCGCUCCACCGGUUCUUCUGCAAGGUGGUGCAAACCCUGGCCCAGGAAGGGAUGGCGAUUCCACGCGUGCCGCAGGACGUCCUGCUGCCCCUCGUGGAGUUUCCCAUGAGGGCGCUAGUCUUCCACGCCCAGGUGAUGGCUAGGCUGUGGGUGCGAAAUGGGCUUUCGGCGCAGCAUCAAGUGGGGAACUACUCGUCGCCGUCCUUGUGCCGGCACAUGCGAGACCUCGACAUGGUUGCCCUCCAGGUGGGCUGCCUGCACAUGGGCGCGGAGAACUUCCUCGGCCUGCUGAUCGACAAGUUCGCCCUCGAGGACGAGGAGUAG